Cannabis sativa is the source of this 2403-nucleotide messenger RNA. RefSeq names its product pentatricopeptide repeat-containing protein At3g47530. The coding region runs from base 120 to 2027 and encodes 635 amino acids. The transcript has a single exon. Lineage: Eukaryota; Viridiplantae; Streptophyta; Magnoliopsida; Rosales; Cannabaceae. The record is from RefSeq and is a predicted model, not a curated record. Gene Ontology annotation, molecular function: zinc ion binding; protein binding; RNA binding. Gene Ontology annotation, biological process: RNA modification.
UUAAACAAUCUUAACAUGGAAUGAGAAAAACUGCGAAUGAGAAAAUCUGGGCGGGAAAGAGUCGAAUCGAUAAUUAAAAAAACUUUGAUAAUUUUGAGCUUCUUAUUAUUAAUUAAGAUAUGAAAAGGAAUGCAUCGUCGUCUCUGCCCAAUGUUUUUCCCCAUCUCCACUCCAUUACUGUUACCAGUUCCGCCGCCCAACUCCGACGACCACAUCCACAAGACACAUCCUUCGAUAACACGUUGAAAUCCACUAAAUACGAUCAACCAUGUAUCAAAACGCCAUCGCUUCCACGCACUGAUGAAACCCCAAGAGAGCGCUUGAUUUCCAUCAUUAAAUCAUGCUCUUCCAGGACCCUUUUGCUCCAAAUCCAUGCUCACAUAAUCCGUACGUUUAUCGUUCGAGAUCACGCCGUUUCUCUGGAGUUCUUGGCUCGCUCUGCUCUCUCGCCCUUUUGUGAUUUGCACUACUCUCGCCUGGUUUUUUCUGAGAUUUCGAGACCGUCUGUUCUUCACUAUAAUGUUAUGAUCAGGGCCUACUCCACGAGUGACUCGCCUGAGGAUGGGUUUUAUAUGUAUAAAGAUAUGAGAAGGCGAGACCCAUUGUCGUCGUCCUUUGCUCUGAAGUCUUGUAUUAGAAUUUCGUCGAUUUCGGGUGGGAUACAGAUACACGCGAGGAUUUUGAGAGAUGGGCAUCAAUUAGAUAGCCUUUUGCUAACAACUUUGAUGGACUUGUAUUCUAGCUCUGGGAAAUUUUGUGAAGCGCUUAAAGUGUUCGAUGAAAUGCCUCACAGAGAUACAGUUGCUUGGAAUGUAUUGAUUUCUUGCUAUUUGCGUAACAAACGGACCCGGGAUGGUUUGGCUUUGUUUGAUGCUAUGCAGAGUGAAGAAUAUGGCUGUGAUCCGGAUGAGGUUACUUGUUUGCUUAUGCUCCAAGCCUGCGCCAACUUGAAUGCACUGGAGUUUGGUGAACGUGUGCAUGCAUACAUAGAAGAACAUGGUUACGAUCGUACUAAUUUGAGGAAUUCCCUUGUAUCAAUGUAUUCAAAAUGUGGAUGUCUGGAAAAGGCUUAUGAAGUUUUCAAGGGAAUACCUAAUAAAAACGUGGUUUCAUGGAGUGCCAUGAUUUCAGGUUUUGCAGUAAAUGGAUAUGGAAAAGAAGCUAUAGAUGCAUUUGAAGAGAUGCUGAGGAUGCGUGUUCCACCUGAUCCUCAGACCUUUACUGGUGUUCUAUCUGCUUGUAGUCAUUGCGGGUUUGUUGAUGAAGGAAUGAUGUGUUUUGAUCAAAUGAGCAAAGAGUUUGGGAUAUCACCUAACAUCCGUCACUAUGGCUGCUUGGUUGAUCUAUUAGGCCGUGCUGGUCUGCUUGAUAAGGCAUAUCAGAUUAUAGUGUCAAUGGAUAUUAAGCCGGAUCCAGAAAUAUGGAGGACCUUACUUGGGGCUUGUAGAAUUCAUGGCCAUGUUAACCUUGGUGAACGAGUUGUUGGCCAUCUGAUUGAACUUAAGGCUGAAGAAGCUGGAGAUUAUGUUCUGUUACUGAAUAUUUAUUCUUCAGCUGAAAAGUGGGACAAGGUAGCAGAAGUGAGGAAGUUUCUGAAAGAUAAAGCAAUACAAACAACACCAGGAUGUAGCACAAUUGAAGUGAAAGGGAAGUUACAUGAAUUUGUAGCCGACGAUGUCUUGCAUCCACAAAAGGGAAAAAUCUAUGAUAUGCUGGAUGAGAUCAACAGUCAGCUGAAGAUUGCUGGUUAUGCAGUUGAGAUAUCGUCCGAAUUGCAUAAUCUGGGAGAAAAAGAAAAACAAUGUGCCCUCACUUAUCACAGUGAAAAAUUAGCCAUUGCUUUUGGGAUUCUCUCAACUCCACCUGGAACAACGAUUAGGGUGGCAAAAAAUCUACGAACUUGUGUUGAUUGCCACAACUUUGCAAAGAUUCUUUCAGGCGUUUAUAACAGAGAGGUGAUUAUCAGAGACCGCACACGGUUUCACCAUUUUCGAGACGGGCAAUGCUCUUGCAAUGACUAUUGGUAGGAACAUUCAAAGCUAGAAGAUAACACUGAAAAGUGGAAACGCUGUAUCCAAAUGAAUUUGACUAGCUGAAUUCAGUUGGUUGGCUCUCUAAGUCAAGGCCAAGAAGACGUCAAGUAUGCACAUCAUAACAGAGUAGUCAUCAACAAUUACUUUUUGGUACUUGAUAGCAUUCUACUGUUGGGUUCCAGAUGUGAGGAGUUAAUUCUUUGAAGGUGAUUCCAAUCUCCAUCCUGAUCUAAAUCUUAAGAGUGUUGACUAAUUUAACUGUAUCAAGGUAUCUGAUUUGUUAUUGGGUUCUACAGUUUUGGUGAUUUAUUUGGUUGAAUCCAGCCCCGCUAACCAAAUUUUUGAUGUAAGAUAUAAUAUUUGAUUUGUU